UCAGUUGUGGACGAUUGGCCAAUGUAUUCAAGUCAACCAGAAGAUUAUAUCUUAGGUUCACCAAUCGGAUUUGGUGCUUCUUCAGUCGUUUUUGAAGCUUCUUUUCAACCUUUAAACGGACGUGCAUGUGCAGUCAAGGUGAUCGAUUUGGAAGUGUUUGGUAGAGAUUUAGCCGAAUUAAGAAGAGAGACACAAUUGAUGUCUUUGUCAAAACAUCCGAACGUCCUUCGUGUUCGUGGUUGUUGGGUUGAAGGAGCUAAGCUACACAUCGCCACACGUUUGAUGAACGCAGGAAGUAUGUUGGACAUUAUGCGUUUCAGCUUUCCAGAUGGAUUGGAGGAAGUGGUGAUUGCAACCGCUUUGAAGCAAGCAUUGGAAGGUCUCAAUUAUUUGCACAUCAACGGUUGGUUACAUCGUGAUAUGAAAGCGGCAAAUUUACUCGUUGACGAUGACGGCACCGUCCUUCUUGGCGAUUUUGGAGUGGGCGUCUACUUGACCGAAGCAGGCAAACACGGAACCGGUCGAAAGAGCUUUGUGGGCACGCCUUGUUGGAUGGCCCCUGAGGUGGUUGAACGAAAAGGAUACGACACAAAAGCAGACAUUUGGUCUUUCGGAAUCACAGCCUUGGAACUCUCAUCGGGAAGAGCACCGCAUUCUCGCUUACCAGCUAUCAAAAUCUUGAUGAGAACACUUCAAGAUGAUCCUCCAAAGUUAGAUCGCGAAAAUGGGGCGUACAAAUAUUCCAAGCUGUUCGAUGACUUUAUCAAGCAAUGCUUGCAAAAAGAUCCAUCAAAGAGACCCUCGGCGGAUAAGCUCUUGCAACACGGCUUUUUCAAACAAGCAAAAACGAAGAAGCAUCUCGUCAAUUCACUCUUGGCAGGAUUACCACCCCUAUCCGAACGACAAGAGAAGCAAAGAGCGAUGUCAAUUGCAUCUUUGCAAAAUCAAGCAUCCUGGGAUUUCGGUACA
This is a messenger RNA of Meira miltonrushii, 969 nucleotides long. Its product is annotated as kinase-like protein. NCBI's taxonomy places the organism in Eukaryota, Fungi, Basidiomycota, Exobasidiomycetes, Exobasidiales, Brachybasidiaceae. Gene Ontology annotation, molecular function: protein kinase activity; protein serine/threonine kinase activator activity; ATP binding. The annotation marks the transcript as partial. Gene Ontology annotation, biological process: protein phosphorylation. The transcript has 2 exons. The record is from RefSeq and is a predicted model, not a curated record.